GGAGGGGGUGGGGAGGCAAAAACAAGCCACAUGCAUAAGGAGAGAGCCAGAAGCACAUCAGAGACAGAAGGCGAGAGCGUGUGCGUGUGUGUGUGUGUGUGUGAGAGUGCAUGUAUGUGUGAAAACACUGCGCAUGUGUGACUGUGAGGCGCACUGACUGAGGCAGACAGAGGAGGAGAGAGAGGACUAUUGAACGGCAGCUGAGUCGAGAGGAGAGGGAAAGAAGGAGGAGAGGUGGAGAGCAGAAGACAGAGACAAACAGAAAAUAAAUACAGAAAGAAACAGCACAGAUUCUCAGGGCACUGCACAAAAUAAGCAGAAUAGUUUGAGAGGCUCAGGAGGAGAGAGAGAGAGAGAGAGAGAGAAAGAGAGAGAGAGUGAGAGAGAACAGAGGGAUGGAGAAGGAGAUACCAGAAGAUCAGCCACAGCUCGUCAGAGAAAGAGCAAGGGCGGGAGAGUGAAGGACGAAGGUACCAGAGAGGAGAGGAGCAGAUGUGGAGCUCGACGGGAGCAGCCUGAGACAUGACGCAUCCACCUUGCAACGGCUUCCUCCAUCUUACGUCCCCUCCAUCUUCUCCUCCCGGCGCUGCUGCUCGCUGUUCACCCUGCUACAGCCAAAUGGACAGGAGAGCGCAUCCUCCCACUGGUGAGACAUCGCCAGAACAAAGGGACUGAGCGGCUCGGCUCUGCCAUCACGGAGCAGCAGCAUCAACAGCAUCAACAGCAUCGACGUCGGCAAGAACUGCGACGGGGAGCGAGGGGGACUGGAGAAAGGACUGGAACAAGACGAGUGCGUGAGCAGACAGGUUGAUGGACCAAAGUAAUCAGUUUAAGAGUCUGACUCACUGAAAAAAAAGGGAGACAAGCACAGAGGCAUCGUUCAGACUGUCACCACUUCUGCUGCUCGACUGGGAGGACUGUUUGAAAAUCAGUACGAAAAGGGAAAACAACCAAAAACUUCACUCCCACCUUUGAGGAAUUCAGGAGUUUUUGGAGCCUGAAGAAUUCCUUCUAACAGCUUUCUGCAGCAUUAUAGGAAACCUCCCAAAAAGACCUACUCCUCCUUCCUCCUUCUUAUCAACAAGCCACUGAGAGGGGUCACACAGGGUCACCCGACCAAAUUGGACCAAGGGGUUAUUCUUUCUUUCGUCCUAAAACAUUUCGAGUAACACGUGAGGCUCGACCGCAGCCAGACACAGGGAGUUAAGCGGCCGUUUAAUUGAGAGACACUUUUAAAGCCAAGAUUGAGAAGGCAAGAGGUUCCCUUGGCAGGGCACAGGGUAUUCAGUAGUUCAAGACAAUACCUCUUGGACCUUUUCUGAACUGCGUGUGCUCAAUCCCUCCCUCCCCCACGCUGUGAAUGCAGGAAACCCACCAACCUGUACUGUAUGUAUAUAUGUGAGCAUCCGUGUGCAUAUAGAAGUAUUUAUUGAUGUUCACUGAGUGAGAACAUUGUGCUAAAGUAGUAACUGUCUUUGCGUGUGAAUAUAUGUUUCUGUAACUAGACAUCAGAGACAGCACAGGAACACCAGUGAUUUAAAAACAACAAAAACUAUCUUUCAGUUGUCGACACCGGUUCGAUUCUGUAAGGUGGACUGUUAAAUCAUCUGCAUAUCGGCUGUGACAGAAUUAGAGCUGCAGAUCAAGGUGCUCUGGCUCAGCUCCUCCAUCUGACUUCCCCUCAUAAAGACUCAGGCUGACAGUAGAGCACACCAAGGGGGAUCCCUGAGGGAAACAUGGAGGCAACCAUCCGUCCCCAUGUCCCCUCAAAUGGCUGACUUCAGAGACGGAGCCCAGUCCCUUUACCCUUGCGCAGAGCCAGGCAGGAGCGUCCAGCGGCGAUAAGAGCCACAGUCUCCUCUCUCUUCCACCUCCAGGAAAAACGUGCGAAUGUCCUGCAUCAGGCGACAGACCGUCACCAUCCCCAUGGACACCGUCAAGAUCAUCCAGUCGGAGAAGUUCCCCAGAGAGUGCCCCGUACCCGUCACCCAGCCACGCUAUGCCCCGCCUCCCAGAGUGGCAUGGGACGGCGGAGGUGAGGGCGAAAUAAUUGUCAACCAGGCCUGCAGCGACCUGACCCUGGAAAUAACAGGGUCUCCCCGAUCGAUGGUGUCGCCCUCGGUGCCCGUGACGCGCAGGGAGCAGAGCUUCCUUGCGCAGCGCAAAACCAGUGCCAACGAAAUCUGCUACCACCAGUUCCAGUACAAGAUGGAUGAUGUCAUAGUCAACCAGUACGUGCUGCGCUCGUCCUCCACCUCGUCCUCCACCUCCUCUUCCUCCACCUCCUCGGGGCCCGUCAUGCCCUGCGAGCCCCUGGACUGCCCCACCUGCGGUCACACCUACAACUUCGCCGGCAAGCGUCCGCGGAUCCUUUCCUGCCUGCACUCGGUGUGUGAGGAGUGCCUGCAGAUCCUCUACGAGUCGUGUCCCAAGUACAAGUUCAUCUCCUGCCCCACGUGCCGGCGCGAGACGGUGCUGUUCACUGACUAUGGCCUGGCUGCUCUGGCCAUCAACACCAGCAUCCUGAGCCGCUUGCCCUCUGACCCCAACGGGCCCGUGCAGUGGGGCGGGGACGCCGACCGCAGCUGCUACCAGACUGUGCGCCAAUACUGCCAGUCAGCCUGCACCUGCCAGAUCGCCAACCCCUUGUCCUCCUGCGGCAUCAUGUAGACAAGGGGGGGCUCUGCAGGUGUGACUCGACGUUGGCCCCCCAACACCACUCUUCUCGUCUAUAAGCUCUACCCCUUUCUGCCAGUGUCCCCUCUCACACGCAUACCGUAAAUAAAUCCCUCCACAGAUGUUAUCUCUAUAUAUUUAAUAGCACAGAUGGAUGCUGUGUGGGACUUAUGGAUGCUGGUGGUUCAACGAAUAGUAAAUACAUGUAUUUUAUGUAUGGACUGGAAUCCUAUUCACCCCCUCUUGUUUGGUUGGACGUGUUUGUCAUUGACAUCUCUUUACAUGGGAAUGCCAGGGGAGGUCUAUCCCCCCAACCUAGGUGAAUAAAGAUAAAAUAAUGAUAAAAGUAA
Messenger RNA from Scophthalmus maximus (turbot), 3026 nucleotides. RefSeq names its product ring finger protein 208 (gene rnf208). Bases 1891 to 2670 code for a protein of 259 amino acids. The record is from RefSeq and is a predicted model, not a curated record. Lineage: Eukaryota; Metazoa; Chordata; Actinopteri; Pleuronectiformes; Scophthalmidae. Gene Ontology annotation, molecular function: ubiquitin protein ligase activity. Gene Ontology annotation, biological process: protein ubiquitination. The transcript is spliced from 2 exons.